AUGCUCGGCACGGAAGACAUCUUUAUCAUCCUGAUAACGGGAGAACUCAUAGUAGGCAUACUGGGGAAUGGAUACAUCGUAUUGGUCAACUGCAUUGACUGGAUGAAGAAGAAAAGUAUCUCUUCAUUUGAUUACCUUCUCACCACAUUAGCUAUUUCCAGAAUAUUUUUAAUUGGUACAAUGGUACUCAAUGGCAUUAUACUAGUACUGUACCCAGAUAUUUAUAGAAAUAACUCAGUACAGACGCUUCUUUGUAGCGCCUGGACAUUCUUCAAUUACUUAAGCAUGUGUUUGGCUACUUGCCUCAAUGUCUUCUAUUUGGUCAAGGUGGCUGAUUUCUCCCAUUCUCUUUUCCUCUGGUUGAAGUGGAGGAUUGACAAAAUGGUUCAUCAGAUUGUCUUGGGGUGCUUUGCCAUUUGUUUGCUGGUUGGCUUGAUAGCAGUAAUAUUAAUGAGCUAUAAUAUGUCUUACUUAUCUCAAAGGUACAAAUCAACCAACACUAAAAUGUUCAAUGUGAGUAAAAGUCAAUACUUUGAGCCAAUAACUUUAUUUAACCUGUUUGCAAUGAUUCCAUUCAUUGUGUCACUGAUUUCAGUUUUCUUUUUAAUACUAUCCCUCGGGAGACAUGUUAAGCAAAUGAAACUUAAGGCUACCGGUUAUCGAGACCCAAGCACAGAGGCUCAUGUCAGAGCCAUGAAAAUGAUCACUUCAUUUCUCGUUUUCCUGUUUGUGUAUUGCGUGUUCUCCCUUUUGAUUUCUUUUAGCUACUUUCUGCAAGACCAAAAGUCAGCUAUAAUGUUUGGAGAGAUUAUAACAAUUCUGUAUCCCUUGGGUCAUUCUUUCAUGCUAAUUGUUGGAAAUAAUAAGCUGAGGCAGGCACCUGUCAGGUUGCUGUUGUGUAGGAAAAUAGUCGAUGUGAUGUAA
This is a messenger RNA of Perognathus longimembris pacificus (Pacific pocket mouse), 924 nucleotides long. RefSeq names its product taste 2 receptor member 8 (gene Tas2r8). The record is from RefSeq and is a predicted model, not a curated record. Gene Ontology annotation, biological process: sensory perception of taste; detection of chemical stimulus involved in sensory perception of bitter taste; G protein-coupled receptor signaling pathway. Gene Ontology annotation, molecular function: G protein-coupled receptor activity; bitter taste receptor activity. Lineage: Eukaryota; Metazoa; Chordata; Mammalia; Rodentia; Heteromyidae. Gene Ontology annotation, cellular component: membrane. The transcript has a single exon. Bases 1 to 924 code for a protein of 307 amino acids.